GGACACUGGUCCUGUAACCCAUCCGUACAACAAAUCACACACUUCACUCUUCUUCUCUCUUUCUUCUUCUUCACACACACACACACACACAAUCUCGACUAAGAUCUCUGCUUCCCUUCCACCAUGGCCACACUCUUCGACUCUCUCGUCCUCGUUGGCCUCCCUUCCGCCGUCUCCUCUUCCGUCGCCGCUCGCCCCACCUCCGCCAAGCUCCCGCAGUGCAUCGGCCUCAGACUCAGACCAACCGUCGCGCGAUUUGUGGCAGCCUCCGCUCCCAAAGUCGCCUCACACACCAUGCGCGUUGUGCGCGAGGCUCAGGAUACCGUCGUCGAUGUGGCUCCUAUUACUGAUGCAAAUUGGCAAUCCCUUGUCCUUGAAUCUGAUUCUGCUGUUCUGGUUGAAUUCUGGGCUCCAUGGUGUGGUCCCUGCCGAAUGAUUCACCCCAUAAUUGAUGAGCUUGCAACGCAAUAUGCUGGGAAGCUGAAAUGUUACAAACUCAACACUGAUGAGAGCCCUUCAACUGCAACUCGGUAUGGAAUUCGAAGCAUUCCCACUGUUAUGAUCUUCAAGAAUGGUGAGAAGAAAGAUACAGUUAUUGGUGCUGUGCCCAAGUCAACGUUGACCACAAGCAUAGAAAAAUUCGUUUGAGGUGGUAAGUACAAGAGGCCAUUGCUAGAACAAAAGCUGUUUUUCCUAUAACCUCCUUUUGUUCUUAGCCUCGUCUCUUUUAAGUUUCGAUAAUUUGAUUACUCAAAUACUCAUUUACUCUUCUGUACAGUUAUUGGAUGCAACCUUGUUUUCUGUUUUUUAGAUUAUUCUAGUUACCAAUAAGAUAAGUGAAUUUGCCAUUGAAUCAUGGCAAAAUUUGAAUUGAGUUUUCAUAUUUU
Molecule: messenger RNA, 887 nt
Organism: Vigna unguiculata (cowpea)
Lineage: Eukaryota; Viridiplantae; Streptophyta; Magnoliopsida; Fabales; Fabaceae
Cellular component (GO): cytoplasm
Molecular function (GO): protein-disulfide reductase activity
Source: RefSeq, a predicted model, not a curated record